Messenger RNA from Aspergillus brunneoviolaceus CBS 621.78, 516 nucleotides. RefSeq names its product PPP1R11/YPI1 family protein. NCBI's taxonomy places the organism in Eukaryota, Fungi, Ascomycota, Eurotiomycetes, Eurotiales, Aspergillaceae. The transcript is spliced from 2 exons. The record is from RefSeq and is a predicted model, not a curated record. The coding region runs from base 1 to 516 and encodes 171 amino acids. Gene Ontology annotation, cellular component: nucleus. Gene Ontology annotation, molecular function: protein phosphatase 1 binding; protein serine/threonine phosphatase inhibitor activity.
AUGCCUCAAGUUCAACAAACAGCUCCAACGUCAACCAGUGGCUCAAGAACCGAGUCACUAGCGGAGUCCAAUGAGGGCCCUUCAACAACCCGUAUAUCAGCAACUCUGAGACUACGUGCAGAAAGUGCAGAAGACCGUUCCAUAUCCAAUGAGCACGUUGAAAUUCGGAAUCCAGCUCGGCAUAUACAGUGGAGAGAUGACGUUAUCGACAACGAAGGAAUGGGAAAGAAAAGCUCCAAAGUCUGCUGCAUAUACCAUAAAGCUCGACCUGUCGGUGAAAGUAGCUCAGAAUCAGAAUCGUCUGAUUCCAGUGAGUCCGAUUCCGAUUCCGAUUACGGCGCUGAUGAUCAGACUCACCGUAACGGCGGGCGGCGGUCUCGUCACCACAUGAGCUGUGACCACAACAGCCCUGGACAUACAUCAUCAGAACGGACUUCCGAUACCGAAAAGAUAAGACGAAGAAAAUUUAGCCCCAAUGCCUACGAGAAGAUGCCUAAGACAACAAGGGGUCGCUGA